AUGGCCGCUAUUUUUGAGUUGGGCCAAGAUUUUUCAAAAGCGUCAAGCCCACAAAUUCCCGUGUAUUGCCUCGAUGAUCGGUCUCGGCAAACAUGUCCAUUUUGGUUUGACGCCAAUUGUCAAUGCGGCGUAGUGAAUUUC
This is a messenger RNA of Dentiscutata erythropus, 141 nucleotides long. The record is from the annotation of a GenBank genome assembly. Lineage: Eukaryota; Fungi; Glomeromycota; Glomeromycetes; Diversisporales; Gigasporaceae.